UCUCUCUCUCGCUUUCUCUGGUUUGGGAUCGAAUGGGUCGACCACCACAUGGCGGAGGCCCCGUCUUCAGGUUCACGCAUAACGAGGUGGUGGAGAUGGAAAUGUGCUUGCAAGAAGUAAAUAAUGCAAUACCUGCCCGCGAAGUUAUAUGUGCUCUUGCAGAAAAGUUCAGCAAAUCUGCCGAACGAGCUGGAAAGAUUGCGGUGCAGCCGAAGCAGGUGUGGAACUGGUUCCAAAAUAGGAGAUAUGCCCAAAGGGCGAAAUUGGGUAAAGCACCUGGGAAGCUGAGCAUCUCACCUAUGCCUCGGGAUGAAUCACUUCCUUUCAGAAAUGUAGCUCCAGUUUCUGCUUCUUCAGGAAGAAAUUCUAUGGAUACUCCUCAAGUGGAGUUUGAGGCAAAAUCAGCUAGGGAUGGGGCAUGGUAUGAUGUUGCAGCCUUUCUUUCCCAUAGAAUGUUUGAAACAGGAGAUCCGGAAGUCCGUGUUCGGUUUUCUGGUUUUGGUGUCGAAGAGGAUGAGUGGGUUAAUGUACGCAGAUGUGUGAGACAGCGGUCUCUUCCAUGUGAAGCUGCUGAAUGUGUUGCAGUACUUCCAGGAGAUCUCAUACUUUGUUUUCAGGAAGGUAAAGAGCAGGCUCUCUAUUUUGAUGCUCAUGUCCUUGAUGCACAAAGACGGAGACAUGAUAUACGUGGAUGUCGAUGUAGAUUCUUGGUCCGCUAUGAUCAUGAUCAGUCUGAGGAAAUAGUACCAUUAAGGAAGGUUUGUAGGCGUCCAGAAACUGAUUACCGACUACAGUUACUGCAAGCCUCGAAAGCAUCAGGAUCUGUUGAUCUGCGGGCUCUACCCAAAGAUCCUUCUUUGGCAAAUGCUUCCAAGGAUGCAGGUCUGGUAGCACAGAGGACCCGGAAACAGCACAAGCUGAUGGAUGUUAACACAGAUGAAGUUACCACUGUCCCUGUUCCUCAUGCCAUGGGCAUGCAGACUACUAUAACCACAGCAGUUGAAAACAGUAACAGGGCAGCUCCAGAUGUCCCCAUGGAUGAUGCUGCGUUAAACACUGGUAAUGUUGAUAAACCACAAGAAGGAAGCGCAGCUGGUGGGUGAAUUGCUGUUUUUAGUAUGCUUUCUCCAUAGUGUUUUGACAUCAAGUAUAGGCACAAAAAAAAAGAGAUGUUCAAUAGGUAAUUUUGUCUGUCACUGGAGUUGUUUAUUAUGUUGUACAAGUACCUUUCAAAUCAUUAGAUGAUACAAAAAAAUUUUUGAUUGCCUGAAACUAUUGCGGUAAAAAUCGUUCAUCAGCUGCUGUAAGAGGGUUUGCCUGGUGGCAUUAUUCAUCUUUUGUAUUUUUUGGACCA
Messenger RNA from Elaeis guineensis (African oil palm), 1354 nucleotides. Its product is annotated as protein SAWADEE HOMEODOMAIN HOMOLOG 2. NCBI's taxonomy places the organism in Eukaryota, Viridiplantae, Streptophyta, Magnoliopsida, Arecales, Arecaceae. The record is from RefSeq and is a predicted model, not a curated record. Gene Ontology annotation, molecular function: chromatin binding; DNA binding.